Messenger RNA from Hermetia illucens (black soldier fly), 2410 nucleotides. It is a transcript of the gene Sse, whose product is annotated as separin. Gene Ontology annotation, biological process: meiotic chromosome separation; proteolysis. The coding region runs from base 540 to 2357 and encodes 605 amino acids. Gene Ontology annotation, cellular component: cytoplasm; nucleus; mitotic spindle. NCBI's taxonomy places the organism in Eukaryota, Metazoa, Arthropoda, Insecta, Diptera, Stratiomyidae. The transcript is spliced from 2 exons. Gene Ontology annotation, molecular function: cysteine-type endopeptidase activity. The record is from RefSeq and is a predicted model, not a curated record.
UACCAGAACCGCAAAAAAAUGUGACCGAAUGGUCCGCUACGUACUGAAUCCAUGGUGCCAGGUUCUAAAUCAACCAAUACGGCACGUAGCACGUAUUUAGCGCCAGAUGCAUAUUCACCGUAAAUUAUUUCCCGGAACUUUGACCCCAAUCUGUUUUCCGCAUUGACCGCUUGGAUAUUUCUUUAGAUUACAUUAAAAAAUUACAAAUUUUUACACAACUCACACACUUCCUCUCACCAGAUUCACUUAUAUCAAUCCGCUAAUUUCGUUCUCGGUCCAUGCCAUGAAAUUCAAAGUUCAUACCGGCUCAGCGUCAACAGCAACAUAUACAGUUGCUAAAGUGUACAGCAGGUCAUUCCUUUCAGCCAUGAACAAUCGCUAAUUUGAAAUGGUUUAAGUGAAAUGGAACUAUGAAUUUAGAAGGGAAGGGGACCUGUGAUUGGAUGGUUUGAAUCAUAAUUAGUUGGAGUGUUAAGUAUUAUAUUUCAAUGAAGGAAGGGAUGAGAAUUGUGAAAUAAAGAAAGAUACCCGGUGAAAGUAUGGAAAACUUUAAAAAUUUGGAAGCAUUCGAAGAGCUACAAAAAGUGAAUUGCAACUCCAACACUCCCUACCUCCGAAACAUAUACCUGAAGCAAGCCGAUAUUGAAUAUCAAUCUGGAAACUUUCCCAAUUCUAUAUUCUACCAAACUGAAGCCUUAUGUCUUGGAUACAGAAUUAAAUAUCUCUCAAAAGCAAACGAGCUGGAUCCCCUCAAAGCUGCCUAUGAACUACCUGUCGAGGAACUGAAAAAGAAAAAUCGUAUUGAAAAUGCACUUAUUAAAUUUGCUGAAAAGGAAAUGCAAAAUAAACCAUGCCCCAAACCGAAACCUUCUGAGCAAGUGUUUGAAACGAAUCCUGAAAAGGGGUUCAAAGCUAUCCGAGAUUUCUGUAGGUCACUACCAAAGGAAUGGACAGUCAUACAGCUGUGCAAAAGUUUCAAUGCAAAUACAAGUGCUUCGUUGAAGACAGAAAUAAUAACGGCCCAGAAUUCAAUCUAUUUAUCUGUCUUAAAAAAUGUGCAAUCCGAUGUCCAUCCAGAUCCCAUUUGUAUUAAAAUUGAAACGAAAGAAAAUGGAUACAAUAUCUUUGAAUCGAUACACCAGAUAACAGUUAAACUGAAGAGCGGACUGGCUAUGUUCAACAACGAAACGGAAAUGAAUACAAAUAAAGUCAUUUAUAACAAGAACCUACACAGUGUCGAUGAGGACAUAAAGCAAGCCAUUGGAAAACUAAAAGAGUUGAUUGGCCCGUGGAGGUGUUUUUUCUCUGGGCCAGCCCUGCCUGAUCAUCAGCCGGAGCAGAAUGAGAUUUUCGACAAAGUGAAACAGUUUUCCGUUGCGAAUGGAUUGGAUUCGAGACAACAAGUCAUACUAAGUAGCUUAGCUCGUCAGAUACAUCAACUUUCUAGGAGUGAUAUCAAUGUUGCAGUCUCCGAACUUGGUAAUGACUCAGAACUUUCAAACCGAAUCAAAAAAUUUUUGAUCGAACGAAGGCAGAAUGAUGCAGUCCCCUUGAAGUGUUUCCCAUGCAUUCUAAUUGUAGACGAGCGACUCGAUCAUUUUUUCUGGGAAAUUAUCAACGAAAAACAGGAAUUGUGUAGAAUCAAUUCCUUGCACACACUCAAGUCAAUUUACUCCAAGUACGCGGUAAAUAUUUCAGAUGGUUACCUGAAACUUUCCAUUGAAAAUUGCGCUUGGAUUUUGAAUCCAGACAAAACCCUCAACGAAAUGGAACGGCGAAUAUCAAGCUUCAUUGAAUUUUGGAACCCAAAAAUUAAAUCAAUCGUUGUCGAUCGUAAGGCUCCAACUGCAGAUACAGUAGUGAAAUACAUAACAGAAUCUGAUCUCUACGUUUACUCAGGUCAUGGGUCCGGAUUGCAAUUCUUCAAUGGCCAUAAAAUAACCAACUUACAAUCGAAAUCCGUUGUGUUUCUCCUAGGAUGCGAUUCCGUUCGGUUGAAAUCAGAUGGAUGGCAUAGCGAAAUGACUGGAUCGCAUCUAUACUACUUUGCAACACAAUGUCCUGCCGUUAUUGGUACGAUUUUAGUAGCUUUCGAUCGUAGAAUGGAUUCAUUGACAUCGGAUAUACUGAGCACAUGGAUACCGUCAAGGAGAAAAGUACACUGGAAGGGUGUUGAUAAGGCGGUAUGGGUUAAACAGGCGAGCGUUGAGGUAAUCAAAUCCGUUAAAAAUGAAAGACUUUAUGAACCGCGCUUGCCGUUGAUUAUGUGUAAAUUAAGGCAGGAAGCAGACAGCAAUCAUAGUCGUGUUUACUGUGUUUAUAGAGGUUUGCCUGUAUGGAAUUUGAAUGUAGAGUGAAAUGAUGGUCAAAAUAUGUAUAUAGAAUCUUUUUUAAAUAUAUAUCUCAAUGA